Linum tenue is the source of this 1677-nucleotide messenger RNA. The record is from the annotation of a GenBank genome assembly. Lineage: Eukaryota; Viridiplantae; Streptophyta; Magnoliopsida; Malpighiales; Linaceae.
AUGGCGACGCCUCCUUUACGAGAAGGCAGCACCUCCAUUUUAACUCGACUGAACAACUACGUGGCCGGAAGCAGAGUCGGGAAGCAAUUCAAACUCGAUGAGCGGAACACUUGCUUCACCACCGAGCUCCGAGCCGGCACCGCCACAUUCCUCACCAUGGCAUACAUCCUGGCCGUCAACGCGAGCAUCCUCGCCGACUCCGGCGGCACCUGCAGCGUCUCCGAUUGCAUCCCUCCCGGCGGCGACCACGACGUCUCCUGCAAAUUCCCUCCCCUGGUCAACCCAGGCUACCUGGCCUGCCUGGAACAGACCCGGAAAGACCUGGUCGUGGCCACAAUCGUCUCCUCCCUGACCGGCUGCUUCAUCAUGGGAAUGUUCGCCAACCUUCCUCUCGCUUUGGCCCCCGGAAUGGGCACCAACGCCUACUUCGCCUACACCGUCGUCGGCUACCACGGCUCCGGCCACUUGUCUUAUCAGCACGCCCUCACCGCAAUCUUCGUCGAGGGUCUGAUCUUCCUCUUCAUCUCCGCAAUCGGGCUGCGGGCGAGGCUGGCCAAAUUCGUCCCCAAACCGGUUCGGGUCAGUUGCUCUGCCGGAAUCGGGUUGUUCCUCGCCUUCGUCGGGUUGCAGAGCCAUCAAGGAAUCGGGCUGGUUGGGUACAGCGGAUCGACAUUGGUCACGAUUGGGGCGUGCCCGAGAACCUCGCAGGUAGCGCUAGCUCCCGUCAAGAUAAUUAACGGCACCGUCAGUUUAAUUCCCGGCGGGGCGGUCUCCGAGGAGAUGUUCUGCCAGAGUGGGUGGAUGGAGAGCCCUACCUUCUGGUUGGGAGUCGCCGGGUUCGUCAUAAUCGCGUACUGCUCGGCGAAGAACAUCAAAGGGGCUCUGAUCUACGGCGUCGUUUUCGUGACGGUUCUGUCGUGGUUCCGUCACACCCCGAUCACGGCGUUUCCCGACACGGAGAUCGGGAAUCAGAAGUACGAUUACUUCAAGGCGGUGAUCGACCUCCACGCGAUCGAGAAGACCGCGGGCGUGCUGAGCUUUAGCGGGAUGGGGAGCGUGCAUUUUUGGGAAGUUUUGGUCACGUUUUUGUGCGUGGACAUAUUGGACACGACGGGGACGCUCUACUCGAUGGCGGAAUUCGCGGGGAUAACGGACGAUAACGGCGAUUUCGAGGGUCAGUACUUUGCCUUUAUGUCCGACGCGUCGUCAAUCGUGGUGGGGUCCCUUUUGGGGACGUCGUCGGUGACGACGUUUGUCGAGUCCUCGACGGGGAUACGGGAGGGUGGGCGGACGGGACUGACGGCGCUAACGGUGGCGGGUUACUUCUUUUCGGCGUUCUUCUUCACGCCGUUGCUGGCUUCGAUCCCGCCGUGGGCGGUGGGCCCGCCGUUGAUCUUGGUGGGGGUUCUGAUGAUGAAGCCGAUGGUGGAGAUCGAGUGGGAGGAUAUGCGGCAGGCGAUUCCGGCGUUCGUGACGAUGAUACUGAUGCCGGUGACGUAUUCCAUAGCUUAUGGGAUGAUAGGAGGGAUCGUGACCUUUGUGGUUUUGCAUGUGUGGGACUGGGGAGUGGCGUUUUGGGUGAAAUUGGCGGCGGUGAUUGAGAGGGCCGGAUGCGGCAAGGAGGGGAAGGCGAGCAGUGCCGGUGACGGAGAUGGUGGUAAAAGAGUUCAAGUUUAA